This is a messenger RNA of Rhizophagus irregularis DAOM 181602=DAOM 197198, 1146 nucleotides long. The record is from RefSeq and is a predicted model, not a curated record. NCBI's taxonomy places the organism in Eukaryota, Fungi, Glomeromycota, Glomeromycetes, Glomerales, Glomeraceae.
AUGGAUGGAGUUGAGAAUGGUCAAGUUAUUUCCGAAGCUGUACAAGAGUCGAGUGAUCUCAGUGCGCAAAGUUAUGAUCAAGAAGAUCAAGACCUGUUGCGAAAUGCAAAUACCCUAGGGAAAAGGGAAAAUGCAAGUGAUGCUGAAGAAGAACGAUCACCUAAAUUUUUGGAAUUCAAUCAGCACUCUAUCUUUUAUGGAGGAUUGCCGAAUUAUGAAGAGGGCAUAAAGAUUGACCCAGAAUUAGUAUUUAAAAAAACUAAUGAAAUUAUGAUUCCUUAUUUUGAAUGGUCUUUUAAUUAUGAUUCUUGGAAUUGUUGGACAUUAAAAUCUGGUUCAUAUACAAGUCCUCCAAAAGAUAUUAUUGAACUUUUGAAAAUAAAAUCAUUAAAAUCUUUGGAACUUGAAAUAAUAAAGUUCAAAAGAGACAAAUUAAAAGCUCAUCUCCUGAAAGAUAUUACUAGCCAGAAUUCUAGUGAAGAAGAUCUUAUUUUGGAAAAUAUUAAGAUAACGUGUUCAAUAUUAGAUCCUGAAGAUCCAUUCACUGCUUUUUUUCACGAAAUUUUAUUUAAGGGGAAAGUCAUUUUAUCAUCAGUUAAAUCUUGUAGAAGUCGACGAAAAUGUACCAACUCUUAUGAGCAAAAAUCUAAUGGUGUCUUUACCGUAAAAUUAAGAAAAUUAUUAAUGGAAGUAGGCCACUUAAAAAUGAGUGGAGGAUAUGGGCAUAAAGAUAUUCCUCGUUCUACUUGGGAUGGAUGUUGUAAGCUACCGAUUGGUAACUCUUAUAUGUUGGAAGAAAUUGAGGAUCGUAUUGAAUUAUGGCAAAUGUAUAACCCGUCCUGCGGUAUUUUGCAAUACGAACGAUCAUGUAAGUCAAUUGUACCAAUUUGUUAUGAAGAACAUUGUAAACAUAUUUUCGAUUUCGUUGUCCUCCUUUGGGAUCUCAAGAUACAGUAUGUUCUGAGAGAUGAACAUAAUGAUAAUUUGUUUGAAUCAUCAAAACUUUCUGAAAGUCUUCCAGCGUAUCCAUUUAUACCAAAUAAAGAUAGAUACAAAAUCGGUAUUAAAGACGCAAAUGAAGAUAGUAAUCUUGAUAAUUCUCCAAUUCGAUCUGGCAGAAAUGAUAAAAAAUAUUUUGAAUCGUGA